Clonostachys rhizophaga is the source of this 2190-nucleotide messenger RNA. NCBI's taxonomy places the organism in Eukaryota, Fungi, Ascomycota, Sordariomycetes, Hypocreales, Bionectriaceae. The record is from the annotation of a GenBank genome assembly.
AUGCAAACGGAUAACCUGGUUGUCGGCUCCUCGUCAUUGUGGGACUGGAUGUUCGUUUUACUCUCGGCCACGCUGAUCGCACAGGGCAUUCAGUAUGUCCAGUGCGCUGAGUCAUCCUUUAGCUGGCCUCCUCCAGCGCUGCGGCCCCUCUUGGAGGCCGCUGUGGAUAUCGCCAACAGCGCUGUCGCAGUGGUGGCGGCAGCGUUUAGCUCUCCUCGCUCCCUCCCGCGCACCGUCAGGCGGCGACACGAAAGAGAGCGCGAAAAACGAGCCGCCAAAGCCCUCAAACGUUCCAGCAGCGCGAAAGUCAAUGCCAAUCGUGCGAGUGCCAAACAAACGGCUCCCGUUGUCGCGCAGCCACACGCGCCACUGGUCUGCAAUCACGAUGACGACGGUUCUCACCCUCAGGCUGUUCCCAAGGCGUGCUCCAAGGCCAACAGCAGCCCCAAGGCAACGGCGGCAGGAGCGCAGGUAACCACCUGCUACUUCGUCAAUUACGUUUCCUACGCUUACAACAACUGCCACGAGGCCAACGAACUCGGACCGAAGCCUUCUCAACCUGCUGCUCCCUGCGACGCUCCCCUUGAUGAUCUCCACGAUGGUGCCCACAAGCCAGUCGUAGUCCACCCUCCGCCCCAACGCGACGAGCCCACCGACCAAGAAUCGAACAUCGCUGCCGUCUCUCUCUCGACCGCCGCACUCGAUGAAGAUAAGUGGCAAAUCCAGGACCAGUCGCAAGGUAUCUUUGUUCGCUUGGUCUUGGCCUCUGUCGUCUUGUCGGUAGGGUUUGUCAGCUUCGGUGGUGUGGCCCAGGGCUCGCAAUCGACGGGCGGUUGGGCGCUGUCCGCGGAUGGGGCAGGCAAGGGGAGAAGUAGUCGAGGUAGUGAUAAUAAAAAAAAGGGUGCGGGCAAACGCAAACGGGACCACGAUGAUGGUAGAGACGAGAAGAAGCGAGGCCCUUCCCAUCGCCACGAUGACGAGGGCGAGUGGGACGGUCGCUUUCUGGCAUGUCCGUACUACAAGAUGGAUCCGCACCGCUAUUCUCGCUGCUGGGCAAAGUAUGAGCUUAGGCGCUUUGCCGACGUGAAGCAACACCUGAUUCGCUGCCACAAGGUGAAGGAGUACUAUUGUAGCAGAUGCUGUCUCGUGGAGUUUGAGGACCGUGCCGCGUGGCAGCUGCACACGCAGAGUUGCAACGAGCCCAAUACUGCCCUUAGACCGGAGAACUUCACCGUGGACGAGAUCGAGCACCUGGCGAACGCCCCUCGAGGUGCUACCGAUGAGCGAAAGUACUACUGGGUUUGGGAAAACUUCUUUUUCAGGCAUCCUGCACCGGCAUCACCCUACGUCCCCGAUUACCUGACUGAAACCCGUUCGAUUCACUCCCCAGACUUCCAGGCUGCACUCCAGACGGCCCUGCUCUCCCCACCUCCCGCCAUCAACAUCGAGCGCGGAGAGGGCGAAGACCAUACUGCCUGGGCUCGACGCUUGAGCGACUACCUUUGCCCCCGGAUGCUGGAGCUUGCGAGCCAGGCAGAACACCCUCGGAGGCUUAGGUUCCCUCCCAGCGUUGCCCAUGCCCACGCCCAUGCUCCUCCUCCCCUUGCGAACCAUCUCCAUGCCCAUCCCGUUGCGAACCGUACAGCGGUUGCCUUACAGCAGCCUCAGCAGCCUGCCCUUCCUCCCCAGCCACAUCCUCCACCCCAGCCACAGCCCGUGGCUCCAGCACAUGCCUCCGCUGUUGCUGGCCUGUUUCCCACUGUAGCUCACCCGCUACAGGUGCCUCCCUCACUGCCGCCCCAUCAGCAAGCCUCACUGCCGCAUCGUGUUCAGCGGUCACCUGCUGCUGCUGUUGUUCGGGCUGCUUCAGCUGCUGCUUCUCCCUCUGGCGUUGGCACUACAAUAUCUCCAUCUCUCCUCAAUAUGGGCAUGGGCAUGAAUAUGUACUAUCAAAACCCUCAUCCUCCACCUCACCCUCGUCAGCGCUCCUAUCGCCCGGCCCCUUCCUCCACAGUCACCCCGCUGGACCAGGUGGAAAUCCCGAUCGACCCCAAUUUAUCCUAUCUCGAUCCUCCGCCUUCUCCCCAAGGUCCACCCGGGAACACGAAUCAACCUGCUAAUACUGACCAAUCUGACGAUGCCAAUGAUGAUGAUGACUUCGACUACGGUGCAUACUUUUCUCUGCCAUGA